This is a messenger RNA of Leguminivora glycinivorella, 1611 nucleotides long. RefSeq lists its product as uncharacterized. The record is from RefSeq and is a predicted model, not a curated record. The transcript has a single exon. Bases 778 to 1611 code for a protein of 277 amino acids. Lineage: Eukaryota; Metazoa; Arthropoda; Insecta; Lepidoptera; Tortricidae.
GCAGCUGACUCGUUUGCGGAGUACUUCGCCUCAGUGUUUCAAGGGGACAUUCCACUCUUGAAUUACGAGCUAGCGGCACAGGGAUCUCCUGGCCCUCCAGUUAGCGCUGCGCGUGUGUCCCUGGAAAAUGUUGAUGCUACAGACAUACGAAAAGCAGCAAGACGUAUAAAAGUGCGAGCUGCGGCUGGACCUGACGAUAUACCUUCUUUUCUUGUGAAAGACUGUAUUUCAGUACUUGACAGUGCACUUUUACACAUUUUCAACAUAAGUUUAAAAAAGGGGCAGUAUCCAGCCUGUUGGAAGGUCUCUAGGGUGACUCCCGUUUCUAAGGGUGGUUCGGGUCGUGAAGUGUCGAAUUAUAGACCCAUAGCUGUGCUGCCGUGUUUCGCCAAAUUGUUUGAGUCAAUCAUAGAAGGCCGCAUCAGCCAACAGAUACAAUGUUGGUUGAAUGACAGUCAGCACGGAUUUCGUCGUGCUCGGUCUACUGUCACCAACCAUGUCAACUUUGUGGACUAUGUCAGAAAUGAGCUAGAUGCAGGUCGCCAGGUUGAUGCGGCUUAUUUUGACUUCAGAAAGGCAUUCGAUUUGGUAAAUAAUGACAUCCUGCUUCAGAAAUGUGGCGCUUUGGGUUUUACGCCACACUUACUGAAAUUUUUAUCUAGUUACCUCCGAGAUAGAAAUCAGUACGUUGAGUGUGGAGGGUACAAAUCCGGACCAUUCUUUACUCGAUCCGGCGUAAGUCAAGGCAGCACUCUCGGCCCUACAUUAUUUACGAUAAUGAUCAACGACUUGCCGGGAGUGGUACGAUCUGCGGGUUGUCUAUUGUUCGCUGACGAUCUGAAGCUAUUUUUGGGAAUAGAGAAUACGUCUGAUCAGGUGUCGUUACAGCGUGACAUUGACGCAGUGGCCGAGUGGAGUGAGACCAAUCAAUUACACUUCAAUACCUCAAAGUGUAAAGUUAUAGCGUUCUCUAGAAGUCGGGUGCCUCUUGUCAAACAAUAUAACAUUAAAGAGACCGUGUUGGAUCGUGUUGACGAAAUAACUGACCUGGGACUGACCUUGGACACGAGACUCAACUUUAGAACGCAUGUCACCAAUAUAUGUAAAAAGGCGAAUAGGGUCCUCGGAUUUAUCAUGAGGGUAUCAAGCCAGUUCAGUGACACUCGUGUUUCGCUGUUACUGUACAGUGCAUACGUUCGCAGCAAACUCGAAUUUGGGGCUUGUGUCUGGGACCCACACGAGAGCAAGUAUACCCUCAUGAUAGAGAAAAUCCAGAGGAAAUUUGCUCGUUUCCUUUACAAGAGGAAGUUUGGGUUUUACCCUUAUCUCUAUCCUUCUUUGUUCGUCAGCGGCAUGGUCGGGUUGGAUACACUAGAGUUGCGGAGGAAAAUGUUGCUCCUGGGGCAUUUUUAUAAGCUACUGUGCAACCAAGUAUCUAACCCGACUGCGCUAGCACGGAUAGGUUUGUCUGUGCCGCCCCCUCGCCGGCUCGGAGUGGAAGGGGAGGGCGGGGCGGUGGUGUCGCGGCGGCGCCGGCGCCUGUUCGCGUGUCCGUCGACGCGCACGCGCUGGGCCGCAAACGCUCCUCUGCAAGAGCUAUUGCUCUUUUAA